AUGUCUACCCUCAUUCUAUUUCAGAGCUUGCUCACGUAUCUAUGGAUCUUAAUGGUAAUUUCAAUAUCCCCUAGGCUUGGCAGGAUGUCAAGUGUUUUGGAAGUGCCAGAGAUUCUUGAGAUCGUACUCUCAAACCUCGACCCACUAACACUCCUCUUCGCUAGCCGUGUUAAUCGCACAUUCAAAGAUAUUAUCUCCUCCUCAUCAACGCUUCAGUACCUUUUAUUUUUUCGAUCUAGUCGGCCUUCCCGAGACAAGUAUUGGCCUGAUCGGAAAGGACCCCACCGACUGGAAAAAUUUGAGCUAAACCCUCUUCUUGUCUCCGCCUUUCCGCUCUUCUUUCCUACCACCAACCUGGAUAGCUGCGAUCCUUCAAUCUGUUGCUCAAUAGGCGAUGAAACUUACAUGGAAACAACACGUCAUCUUCUAAGAGAGAACUUUGGACUGUUACCUUGGAAUCAGAGCCUCAAGAAAAUUAACGCCUUCAGACGGGCACAAGCAAGUUGGCGUAAAAUGUUGCUCACUCGAUCCGCAUCAUUUUACCUGAUUGUUGGUGGGAUAUCUACUCACAGUUCUAAAUUUUCCAAAGAAAUAAGCCUUGGUCAUGACAUGAAGAUGGGAUUCUUGUGGGAUCUAGUUUUUGAGCUGGUCAUUGACAAAAAGUAUCAUGGGCAUAGUUUGAUCAUACAAUGGCCACAAACAAGAUUUUCGCUCAAACAACAGCCUUUUCUAGACAGAAAGAGUUUGGAGACUUCACACGAAAAUUUGCUUCGGGACAUAACAGUCAACGUUCUCGCUAUCGUUGGAAGUUCAACCUCCUUGAGUUCAGAAAACUUGCUCCAACUCAGAAGUGAAGCGGCUACUGGUAGCCUAGCAGCUUAUUUAAAUCUCACUUAG
Molecule: messenger RNA, 897 nt
Organism: Blumeria graminis f. sp. triticale
Lineage: Eukaryota; Fungi; Ascomycota; Leotiomycetes; Helotiales; Erysiphaceae
Source: the annotation of a GenBank genome assembly